This is a messenger RNA of Scomber japonicus (chub mackerel), 1431 nucleotides long. It is a transcript of the gene apbb3, whose product is annotated as amyloid beta (A4) precursor protein-binding, family B, member 3. Bases 1 to 1431 code for a protein of 476 amino acids. Gene Ontology annotation, cellular component: nucleus; cytoplasm. Lineage: Eukaryota; Metazoa; Chordata; Actinopteri; Scombriformes; Scombridae. The transcript has 13 exons. Gene Ontology annotation, biological process: regulation of DNA-templated transcription. The record is from RefSeq and is a predicted model, not a curated record. Gene Ontology annotation, molecular function: amyloid-beta binding; transcription factor binding.
AUGAUGGGCAAGGAUUACAUGUUGGCCAUCAUCAUAGUCAACUAUGAUGACAACAUCUGGACGGACCAGAACCUGCUGCUGGACCCGGACCUUCCCUCCGGCUGGAGAACCAUCAAAGACUCCACAGGAACCUACUACUGGCACGUUCCCACCGGCACCACCCAGUGGCAGCACCCUGCACUCAGCAAGACGCCACAGAUACUGGACACACAGCAGGAGGAAGCUGGACCACAGACCUCCAGCAGACAGACUGAUGAAGCACCUGAGGCCAGAUCUUCCUGGCAUGAAGAUUAUCUGACCAACCACGACCGUGACUCCAAGUGCUUUGCAGUGCGUUCUCUCGGCUGGCUGCAGGUAGAAGAGGAGGACCUGUCUCCAGGCCGCAGCAGUCUCGCUGUCAGUAACUGCAUCCAGCAGCUGUCUCACAGCAACAGCCCCGAGCAGAGAGACAGGAUGGGGGCCUGGGGGGAGGGUCGGGAGAUGAUGCUGGUUCUGAAGAAAGACACGUUGUCCUUAUUGGACCCUUUAGACAACAGCCCCCUCCACUGUCAGCCAAUCAUCAACAUCCGUGUGUGGGGGGUGGGCUGCAACAACGGCAGGGACAGGGACUUUGCCUUCGUGGCUGGAGAUAAGGACAGCUGUAUGUUGAAGUGUCACGUGUUUCGCUGUGACGCUCCAGCGAAGGCCAUCGCCUCGGCGCUGCAUGAGAUGUGCUCCAAGAUAAUGUCAGAGAAGAAGCUGGUGAGGCCGUCUCGCUCUCUGACCAUGGAGAGUAUCUCACCUGAGGAUCUGCCCAGACAAGUGGAGUUUCUGGAGGCGGUGAGGAAGGAGGUCCAGAAGUUCGAGGUCCAGUACAUCGGUAACCUGCCAGUGUCCAGAGCCAUGGGUAUGGAGGUGUUGAACAGAGCGAUAGAGAGCAUCAUGAACUCCACAGACAGAGACGACUGGGAGCCGAUCGUCAUCCACGUGACUGAUAACAUCCUGUCUCUGUGGAAAGGACAGGAGGGCGAGGAGCCAUUUUGGGAGUGCCAGGUGCGUUUCCUCACCUUUCUGGGCGUCGGCCAUGACAAUCACACCUUCGCUGUGAUCGUAGACGGCGGUACGCAGCGCUUCGAGUGUCACGUGUUCUGGUGUGAACCCGACGCUGGAAACCUGUCUGAGGCGGUCCAGGCUGCGUGUAUGGUUCAGUAUCAGAAGUGUUUAGUGGCUCAGACUCCUCCUCCGAGGACCAAGUCGUGGCACGCGACCCCGACGAAGGUCAAGCGAGCCAACUCGAUGGACGGCGCCACCUUCCCCCCCCUCACCUCCCGUCUCCCUGGCAGCGGCAGCACCUCCAUGAUGUCCAGGAGCGCCAAAAGCAACGGCAACGUGAGGAAGGGCAUGAUGGCGUUCUUCGAGACCUUCCGAAACAAACAGGCCGCCACGUCAUAA